Peronospora matthiolae is the source of this 1716-nucleotide messenger RNA. The record is from the annotation of a GenBank genome assembly. NCBI's taxonomy places the organism in Eukaryota, Oomycota, Peronosporomycetes, Peronosporales, Peronosporaceae.
AUGGUUGUCGCUGGGAUUGACAUUGGCACGACCCACGGCUGCGUGGGCGUGUGGCAGAAUGGCAAGGUGAACAUCAUCGCCAAUGACCAAGGCUUCCGCACGACGCCUGCUUACGUGUGUUUUGAGGGGGACGAGGUGAUUGUGGGGGACACGGCGGUCAAUAAGCUGGCGUCACAUGCGGACAAUACGAUUUUCCACCUCAAACGUCUGUUAGGCAAGGCCCACGCUGACGUGAAAGACCGGGAGUUUGUCAAGGAGUGGCCAUUUGGUGUCACGGAGGGGGCAGACGGCGUGGCACAAGCGGAGACUCAGCGCAACGGCGAGAAGCACGCGGUGGAUCCCGUGGAGUUUAUGACGUUGUUGUUGCAGAACCUCAAGGAUCUGGCCGAAGACUUUACGGGUGAAAAGCUCGAGCACGUGGUCAUUAAUAGACCAGCGCACACGGACGAGAAGUACACGGAGCUGCUGGAUGCAGCGGCCAAGAAAGUCGGUGUCAAUGUGCUGACGUACCUGAGUGAACCCCUGGCAGCUGCGAUUGCGUACGGACUCGACGAAGCCGCAAACAAUGACAAGCCGGAGUUUGUCCUCGUGUUCGACAUUGGUGGGGCUACGCACGAUGUCACUCUACUGAACGCUGACAAAGGCCUGUUCGAGGUCGUGGCUAGCAAAGGUAACGACACUCUUGGUGGCGAGGACUUUACCGCUGCCAUCUUUGAACACUGUGCCAAGUCAUUCCUUCGCAAGACGAAGCUGGACGUGAAACCCAACCAGAAGGCGUCAAGUCGGCUUCGGCUUGCAUGUGAGGCUGCCAAGCGUUCGCUUUCCACGCAGACACAGGCGAACAUUGAGGUGGACUCGCUCAUGGAGGGUGAGGACUUUGCGCUGAAGCUGUCGCGUCCUCGUUUCGAGGAGCUCAUCAACGACGAUGUGCUGAAGACCAUCACGGAGAUUGAAGCGAUUCUGAAGGACAAUGAGCUCGAAAAAGAAGACAUCGACCACGUUGUACUGGUCGGUGGUUCUUCCCGUGUUCCGCUCGUGCAGACGCUCAUCAAGAAGUUCUUUGAGGGCAAGACGCUGCACACGCAGCUCUCGCCUGAUGAGGCAGUUGCCUUUGGUGCUACCAUUGAAGCCUCCUGUUUGGCUGAGCUCCUUGGCUCCGAGGCACCCACGAAGCCAUUGAACAUGGUGAACGUGGUGCCAUUGACCCUGUCGGUGGCUCUUGCCAAUGGCAGUGUGUCGGAGCUUAUCCAGCGCGACACUAUCCUGCCUGCCUCGGCCACAGAGGUCUUUACUACCUCCUCGGACAACCAAGAAGCAGUGUUCUUGCAGAUCUACGAGGGCCAGCGCCUCAUGGCGAAAGACAAUACGCUGGUAGCGCAGCUGAGCGUGGCGGGCAUCACGCCGCUGCCCAAAGGCGAUGCUGAGAUCGACGUGACGUUUACAGUGAGUACCAAGGGCGUGUUAACAGUGACGGCUUCCGAGCGCAAGGCCGGCAGCAAGUCGUUGGAGGUGACGCAUGACUCGACACGUUUGACACCUGCUGACGUUGCAGCGAUUGUCAAGAAGGCAGAAGACGCUGCGGAUGAAGACGGAGAGCUGCUGGGCGAGCUUGAGGACGCGGAGGAGGCCGAGGAAGCUGCCGAGCUCGAGGCAGCUACGGCCGAGGUCGAACCUGCUGGUGGUGUGCCGGUUGUGCCGACGCAGGACCUAGACUAA